UCGGCCCUAAUUAAUCGGUUGGCCUCUAGUAUGCAUUAUAUGUCGGCUAUGUUAACUUGUCAGAUGGCAACAACAACUGCCCGAGUUACAACAGGAACGCACAAUCCUUCCAUCAGUGCUCAGACUGUCCGCAAUAGGCUGAGAGAGGCUGAACUGAGGGUUUGUAGGCCUGUUGUAAGGCAGGUCCUCACCAGACAUCACCGGCACAACGUUGCCUAUGGGCACACAACCACCGUCGCUGGACCCAGACAGGAUUGGCAAAAAGUGCUCUUCACUAACAAGUCGUGGUUUUGUCUCACCAGGGGUGAUGGUCAGAUUCACGUUUAUCGUCAAAGGAAUGGGUGUUACUACUCUGGAGAGGGAUCAAGGUGGAGGUUCCAUCAUGGUCUUGGGAGACUCUAUUCCUUGACUACUCUGCACACGUUCAGAAUCUAUAGCAGUGGCCAGCAUGGUCCUGUGCUUCUACUACUCCAUGGAGGAGGCCACUCUGCUCUCUCCUGGGCUGUGUUCACUGAGGUGAUAUACAGCAGAAUUAACUGCAGGGUGGUGGCUAUGGACCUAAGGGCCCAUGGUGACACCAAAGUAAAGAAUUCUGACGAUCUCUCAGCGGAAACAAUGGCCAAGGACAUUGGCAAAGUGGUUGAGGCACUCUAUGGAGAAAACCCGCCUCCGAUAAUGAUGAUUGGACACAGCAUGGGUGGAGCUAUAGCAGUUCAUACCGCUGCAGCCAACCACGUGCCGUCGUUACUUGGCCUUUGUGUCAUUGACGUCGUGGAAGGCACUGCAAUGGAUGCCUUGAACAGUAUGCAGAAUUUCCUCAGGAGUCGACCAAAGACCUUUAAGUCUGUGGAGAACGCCAUUGAGUGGAGUGUGAAGAGUGGACAGAUCCGAAACGUUGAGUCAGCCCGGGUGUCCAUGGGAGGCCAGGUGAAAAAAUGUGAGGAACCCCUUAACAGUCCAGGUGUCUCCAAAAGCAUCGGUGAAGUCAUCAUUGAAGAAGAAGAGGAGGAGGAGGAGGAAGGAGAAUCCAAUCACAAGAGAAAGAAGGAGGAUGACCAAGAGGUGAAGACGGAGAGCCUCUAUACCUGGCAGAUUGAUCUGUCAAAGACAGAGAAGUACUGGGAGGGCUGGUUCAGUGGACUGUCUGCCCUCUUCCUCUCCUGCCCUAUGCCAAAACUGCUCCUGCUCGCUGGUGUGGACAGGCUUGAUAAAGAUCUCACAAUUGGACAAAUGCAAGGGAAGUUCCAGAUGCAGGUGCUCCCUCAGUGUGGCCAUGCUGUCCAUGAGGACGCCCCUGAAAAAGUAGCAGACGCUCUGGCCUCGUUCAUGGUCCGUCACAAGUUCACUGAACUCAAGGAGGGUUUCCUUUGCUAAUGGGAAUGGGAUCCAAAUAAAUAGUAAACUACAUAGAAAAGUCCCAGUUUUGCCCUGGACCCAAACAGCACUUCUGGAGGAGUUGCCUGGAGCCUCAUGGACACCAUCUUCUGCAAAUGACUCCCAACUGGAAUAAAAUAGAUCGGGAUAAAUUAAAUCAACUUGAGCACUGUACAACUGCAAAAUUCUCAGCACUUUGGUUCUUAAAUUAUCUUUCGAAAAUGAAUUAUUACUUUGCGAAAUGUACAUGUAGAUCUUUUGCCAAUAUGACUUUGCCUUUAUGCUUUUUAAGAAUGCAGGGAUUUUGUUUCACCCAUUUUUUUUUUUCCUGUGAUGGCUUGCAUGUUUCUUGUUCAAUUUUGGGUAACUCCAUGUUGUGCUAUGUGUUUAAUAACAUUGUUGGAUUUUAAGAAUGAUGAAUAAAAAUGCAUUAGGACAAUU
This is a messenger RNA of Oncorhynchus masou masou (cherry salmon), 1815 nucleotides long. RefSeq names its product protein phosphatase methylesterase 1 (gene ppme1). The record is from RefSeq and is a predicted model, not a curated record. The transcript has 13 exons. Gene Ontology annotation, molecular function: protein methylesterase activity. Bases 31 to 1374 code for a protein of 447 amino acids. Gene Ontology annotation, biological process: protein demethylation. NCBI's taxonomy places the organism in Eukaryota, Metazoa, Chordata, Actinopteri, Salmoniformes, Salmonidae.